This is a messenger RNA of Branchiostoma belcheri (Belcher's lancelet), 748 nucleotides long. RefSeq lists its product as uncharacterized. The record is from RefSeq and is a predicted model, not a curated record. Lineage: Eukaryota; Metazoa; Chordata; Leptocardii; Amphioxiformes; Branchiostomatidae. The coding region runs from base 27 to 737 and encodes 236 amino acids. The transcript has 2 exons.
UUCGAACGAACGCCUUUCUCCCCUUUAUGACAUCAUUUCAUUCGAACACCGGCAGACAUCUUGUCUAUGACCUUGGUAUAUUGCGUCACCUCCACCAGUACACGCUUCUUGAAACGAUAUACGUCUGUGAUAUUCUCCCAACAGAUAUUAUGUAUAUCGUUGCUAAAUACGGGGAUGGGGAGAGUACCCUGUUCAACCCUGACUGUAUGGUGGUGAACCUGGUGCGGCACAUGCAGGAGAAGUGUGGUUACCCGAACGAGAGCGGGCUGGACCUGGUGGACCAGAACGGGGAAACCCGCGGUCUUUCCCGCUACCCGCGCCGCGCUAACGCCGCAAGGCUCUUCAACGACAGGAAUGUCUACAUCCUUGUCAACAUCGAGCGAGGGCCGGACGGUUCGUACCGUGACGUCGUUCCCUUGAUCGAGGGCGGCGCUGACUCAGUCCCAGAACUCUACAAAAAGAUGACACUUCAUCUCCAACAGCUCGAACAUCAGAGGCAAGAGGAGCUCAAAAAAGAGAACGAACGCAGGGAGAAAGAGAAGGAACGACAAAGAGUCUUGGAGGAAGAAAGACAUCACAAAAAGAAAGUGUCUUUGGCAUCGCCGGAUACUUUGGCACCGGAGAAAUCCACACACAAGAAAACGCCCGAAAAAUCCCGCCCAAGUUCCCGCGCGUCUUUGGACAAGAAAGAUGCUUCCAAAGUCAACAUCAGCAGAGGCCGCGGCCGGAAACAUUAGCGUUCAAAAUU